Molecule: messenger RNA, 1134 nt
Organism: Durusdinium trenchii
Lineage: Eukaryota; Dinophyceae; Suessiales; Symbiodiniaceae
Source: the annotation of a GenBank genome assembly
AUGCACCUCAACGGCACCGCGCGUGCCAUUGCGGCGGGCACAUCGCAUUCGCUCAUCCUGAUGGACUCGGGCGAGGUGCUCAGUGUGGGGUCCAACAUCCACGGUCAGCUGGGCUUGGGGCACAAUGAGCAGAUCCUCACGCCCAAGCCAAUGCCCCUGGAUGCGCGCGCAGUGGCAGUGGCUGCGGGGGAUCUUCACAGCUUGGUGGUGACAGAGGAUGGCCGUUGCUUCGGUGCGGGGGGCAAUUCCGAUGGGCAGUUGGGAGUUCCUGGCAUUCAGGAGCACAACAUGCCAGUUCGCAUGAAGAUCACCGAGAGGGUCCUGGACGUGGCGGCGGGGUGGUCCUACUCUCUGAUGGUCUCCGACAACGGCAUUUUUACCGCGACUUGGUGCGGGUCGGCGGGUGUGGAACUGGAGCGGAGCUGGAACGAGCUCGUUCGGCCCGAAGAGCUCCUCCUGGGUCCUCAGCUGGGCGCGGGCGGCUCUGCCCAAGUCUUUCGUGGUUCCUGGAAAGGUCAAGAGGUGGCUGUGAAGCGGAUCACUGGCGUAGCACACCUCGAGGCGAUGAAGAAGGAGGUGGACGCUUUGCGUCGCUUGCGCCACCCUCGCCUCGUGCGCUUCUUGGGCGCUUGCGUGCAGCCUCCCCUGCUGCUCGUGGUCACGGAGUUCAUGGCCGGUGGCUCCUUGCACGACCGGCUCUUCGGGCGGUCUCAACUGGCGGCCACCUCAGCGCUGGGGCCCAGGCAACGGUGGCUCAUUGCGUGUCAAACCGCGGAGGGUUUGUCCUUCCUCCACUCACAGCGCGUGGUGCAUCGGGACCUGAAGUCCAUGAAUAUACUGCUGGACGCUGGACAGAAUGCGAAGAUCUGCGAUUUUGGCCUUGCCCAUCAGAUGUGCAUGGAGUCGACCCACAUCGCUCGGAAGCUGGACGGGGAAGGCGGCUCCCCGCGCUACAUGGCACCCGAGUGCUAUGACGCCAGCGUGGGGAAGCUGACGGAGAAGGUGGAUAUUUGGGCCGCUGGUUGCAUCCUCAUCGAGCUUUGGCAGAUGCGAGAGCUGGCAAGUCAACUUGUCCUUGUGUACUGGAGAGGGAACGUUCUUGUUCAAUGUUGUGUCUCGGGCGAUCAGUCCUGA